This is a messenger RNA of Danaus chrysippus (African queen), 498 nucleotides long. The record is from the annotation of a GenBank genome assembly. Lineage: Eukaryota; Metazoa; Arthropoda; Insecta; Lepidoptera; Nymphalidae.
AUGAUGGAUGAUGGGGAUGAUGAUGAUGGGAUGAUGAUGAUGGGGAUGAUGGAGAUGAUGGGGAUGAGGUGGAUGAUGUGUGGAUGGGGGGGUGAUGGGGAUGAAGGGGGUGAUGGGGAUGAUGGAGGUGAUAGGGCUGAUGGGGAUGAUGGAGAUGAUGGUGAUGAAGGGGAUGAUGGGGAUGAUGGUUGUAAUGGGGAUUAUGGAGAUGAUGGAGAUGAUGGAUUUGAUGGGGAUGAUGAUGAUGAUGGAGAUGAUGGAGAUGAUAGGGAUGAUGGGGAUGAAGGGGCUGAUGGAGAUGAUGGAGAUGAUGGGGGUGAUGGGGUGAAGAGGGUGAUGGAGAUGAUGGAGAUGAUGGGGAUGAUUGGGGUGAUGGGGGUGAAGGGGGUGAUGGAGAUGAUGGAGAUUAUGGGGGUGAUGGGGAUUAUGGGGAUGAUUGAGUUGAUGGAGAUGAUGGAGAUGAUAGGGAUGAUGGGGAUGAUGGGGGUGAUGGGAUGA